AUGCCUCUACCACCGCACACACCACGGUUCUCCCGACAUCAACACCCGUCCACCCCACCUACCACCUCCACCACCACCACCACCACCACCACCAGCAGCAGCACAGCCCCAACAGCCACCACCAGAGAGACUGUCUCUCUCACCACCCUCACCACCUCGUCUGUACCCAGCAGUCCUCACACUUCCUUCACAACCCCAUCCCGCACCACCGUCCAUGCCUCUACCACCGCACACACCACGGUUCUCCCGACACCAACACCCGUCCAGUCCACCAGCACGCUUCCUACAUCCUCAAGCCAGGAGACCUCACUGCCCACAAGUUCUCCCUCGCUGUCCACUGCUUCGGUCACGACCACCUCUCACGAGCUGACCACUCCGACAGCACCAGAGACCACCUCAUCCCCAUACACCCCCACGCCCCCUACUACCACCCUUAAGCCAACUCGCCCCCCACAUUCAGUGCCAGUCUCCACUGCCACCACCACACUGACCACCCAGGCUCCUACUUCUCUCAGCACUGCCAGGACUUCUGUCUCUGUGGUGUCAACCCCAUCCGACACAUCUCCCGAACAACCGACCACAGCCCCACCUACCACCUCCACCACCACCACCACCACCACCAGCAGCACAGCCCCAACAGCCACCACCAGAGAGACUGUCUCUCUCACCACCCUCACCACCUCGUCUGUACCCAGCAGUCCUCACACUUCCUUCACAACCCCAUCCCGCACCACCGUCCAUGCCUCUACCACCGCACACACCACGGUUCUCCCGACAUCAACACCCGUCCAGUCCACCAGCACGCUUCCUACAUCCUCAAGCCAGGAGACCUCACUGCCCACAAGUUCUCCCUCGCUGUCCACUGCUUCGGUCACGACCACCUCUCACGAGCUGACCACUCCGACAGCACCAGAGACCACCUCAUCCCUAUACACCCCCACGCCCACCAGCAGACCACUACCAGCUACAACCGUCAAGCCUACAAGCCCUCCACAAACAGCCCCACUAUUCACCGUGUCCACCACUGGGACCACGGAAGCCCACAGCUCACUCAGCACUGCCAGGACCUCUACUUCCUUCUCGACACAGUCAUGGUCUAGUUUCUCGUCUUCUGCAACGCCUGUGACAAGUCCUGUCACCAGUCAGGUUUCUGUUCCUUCUGGCCCUCCUUCCUCUACUCUCUGGCCCACUUCUUCUCUCCCCUCCUCCGUGCCCACACCACACCCGUCCACAUCUUCUGUGUCUUCUGCUGCCCUCUCUAGCUCUUCUUCCUCCGAGGCUCCUCCCUCGUGGUCAACCACCACUCUCAGCCCAGCCUCCUUGUCUCCGUUUCCCACCACUCCUCUGACUCUGUCCUGGCCUUCGUCCAUUUCAACCUGGCCAUCUUCCUCAGUUGCCUCCACUCACAUCAGUGCCUCCGUUUCGCCUCCUAAUACGCCAUCUUUUCCCUCAUCUGCUUCGCCUCUCAUCACCACUGUCCUUGUGUCUUCCACCCCAUCCCAUGUCCCCCCUUCCAGCCCUGUGGACUUCCUGUCCACACCCAGGACUACAGCCAGCACCCCGCUUUCCACUGUAUCCUCUCUGUCCACCACGUCCCAGUCUACCUCCCUCACCUCCCAAUCCCCCACACCUGGCCUCGUGUCAUCCACUUUGGGCGUGACGGCCAUCCCCAGCACUCCAGCCGGAAACUUCACCACCCUGCCUCCUGACGCCAGCCCGUCGGCCACCUCCACGCUCCUGACCAGUUCCAGUCUACUCCAGUGGGAGCUCCCCUGCUCCCACUGCAGGGUCCUUCUCCACUGGAAGCCCCUGGGUCUCCUCUGCAGUCUCAUCAGGGGUGUGCAGUGUGCGGGAGCAGCAGCAGGAGGUCACCUACAAGGGGUGCAGGGCAAACGUGACGGUGACCCGCUGUGAGGGCGCCUGUGCCUCCUCCACCAGCUUCAACUUCGAGAGCCAGCAGGUGGACACCCACUGCAGUUGCUGCCACCCAGUCAGCUCCCACAAGCAGCAGCUGGAGCUGCCCUGCCCAGACCCCAGCGCACCGGGACAGCCGCUCCUGCUCCCCCUGCAGGUGUUCACCAGCUGUGCAUGCGGCCCCUGGAGCUGCGACUAGCGCGGACCAGACUCCUCGGCCACACGGCCUCUGGCCUGCAGUGCCUCAGGAGAGCCCUCAGACACGCAUCACCUGGGGCACCUGCCAGGCCGGAUCCCCCACCAAGCAGAAUGAGGCACAAACCACCGGCCCUCCUGGGUGCACACACGCUUCCUGCUGGCCCUGUCCUCUGCCCACCCUCACUCCCAGCCUGAAGUCCGCGCAGCAGACAGAGGAGUCUCCAGCAGACCCCUGGACAUAGUAGUCAGGCUGUGAGCACCUGGGCAUGACAGGUGGGGCAAGAGGCACAGGCAGGCCCCAGAGGUACCAGAUGAGGCCUCCCCAGAGCCAUGGAGGGUGGGGGCAGCAGGACAGCAGCACCCAGCCCAGGCGGGCAGGAUGGCAGCCAGCACCUGUGGGUGAUUAAAUUCCAAUAAACUGGUUCUUGACAAGGCACAGAGGCUGACCCG
Molecule: messenger RNA, 2562 nt
Organism: Oryctolagus cuniculus (rabbit)
Lineage: Eukaryota; Metazoa; Chordata; Mammalia; Lagomorpha; Leporidae
Source: RefSeq, a predicted model, not a curated record